AUGUCGUCUGAAGAAUCAGUUUACGUACAACUAGGCCCACGAAAAUGGAAACUAGGCGGUGAAUAUUUGAAAUUGAUGGAACCAUGCAAUCAAUGUUUGGAAGCUGAAGAUGUAGGUUUAGCAUUGAGAAAUCAAUUAGAUGAAAAAGGCUAUAUCUAUUUGAAACAUGUCAUACCAGAAGACGAUGUACUAAAAGCGAGAGCGACAGGUAAAAUGGCAUCUGAUUUUGCAAAAAUAGAACUAGUCUACCUUGUUUCAGUUCUUGAAUACAUUCAAAAUCUAAAUGAUACCGGCUUACUAGAGAAGCCAGUAUUCUCGUCAUCGUACAUCGAUGGCAUUCUGUCACGUGGUUGCGAUGUGGGAUGCGUUCCUUUUAUGGAAGGAAGCAACCCAAUCACUACUCAUCCUGCCGUUUCAGCGAUCAUCGAAAAUCCGAAAUUGUAUCAGAUCUUCACUAACAUAUUUCACGGCGUACGUCCUAUAACGUUUGGUUAUAAAUGGUUGCGAGGUAUGCAUCAAGGUGGUAAUACUGGUUGUCACAUGGAUCGAGUCUACAUGAACCGUGGCUCGUCACAAUUGUUAACAUGUUGGAUCCCAUUGGAUAAUCUGACAUUGGAUAUGAGUGUACUAGCAGUUCUAGAAGGUAGUCAUCGAAUGGAUAGACCAGAUGAGAGUGGGUAUACAAAAUUACAAAAUACGUAUGCAAACAUGGAUGUCGAUAGAGAUAAACUACAAGGAACUGGAUGGUUUACACAAGAUCCAAUGGAGUUCUAUCAACUGAAUGACGUGUCAAAAACCGAGGACACAUCUGCACCUGUUUGGAAAACAACCGCUUUUUCCGCUGGUGAUAUUCUGAUCUUCACAAUGCGUACCAUUCAUAUGUCAUCGAUUAAUUUAACGAAUAGAUUACGUCUUUCAUGUGAUACACGUUGGCAGCCCGCAAAUGAACCAGUCGAUCCUAGAUUUAUUCAACAGGACAAAAAAAUGCCAUUGGGCCAUGCGGAGACAAAAUUUGGUCUCUAUGCAAAGAGUGAUGAUAAUAUUGAAGACGGAAAAACGACUAUGGAACACUGGCGAGAAAAAUGGGGCUUUCUUAUAAACUCAUCCUGA
Adineta ricciae is the source of this 1110-nucleotide messenger RNA. Lineage: Eukaryota; Metazoa; Rotifera; Eurotatoria; Adinetida; Adinetidae. The record is from the annotation of a GenBank genome assembly.